This is a messenger RNA of Guillardia theta CCMP2712, 799 nucleotides long. RefSeq lists its product as hypothetical. The coding region runs from base 12 to 269 and encodes 85 amino acids. The transcript is spliced from 2 exons. NCBI's taxonomy places the organism in Eukaryota, Cryptophyceae, Pyrenomonadales, Geminigeraceae. The record is from RefSeq and is a predicted model, not a curated record.
AGGUUGAUACCAUGUACAGCGACCUCCUCCCAGUCACGCUGGGUUACCAAGAUGGCUACAAGAAGGGCUACAAAGAAGGAUUCAAGACCUCCCUGGGCUUCAAGUCUGGUUAUGAAGCUGGCAUCGAGCUGGCAAAGAAACGUGCUUUAGAAUCCACCUACACUUCUCCUGUCCUCCCCUCUGUUGCCACUCAGCUCGUUCCUUCUCCCGUUCAGCCUGUUCCUACCCAGCUCGUAGCUCAAGCCCCGCUGUAUCAGCCAAGGGCGUAAGCGUGAAGCUUUGAGGAGGUUCACAGGAUGAAGGGCUACGGGGCUAUUCCAACUGAGUCUGGGGGAGAGCCUGGCUGGGGCUCGAGCAAGAGGGAGGAAGCGAGUGGUGAGCAAGUGUUCAAACGCCGGACUGCCAUCGCAGCGGCUUUGUUUGCCUUCCUCUCCCUCCUCUUGUACGUCGUCGUGAAGCUGAACCCGGAGAGCUCUCGAGAACAAAGCAAGGAUGCUGACCGGGUGGACGUCCUCGAGCACACACUGUAUGCUCUCCAGCACUUCUGGCCGAGCAGAAAGCAUGACAGGGAUGACUUUGCCCAGCCAGCAGAUGCCAGCGUGAUGUUGUCAAGCUACUGUUGCGAUGAGUCGAUCUGUAGCAAGUACGCCCUAGCUGCCUGCAAAUCUCGCAGGGACAAGCAGCGCAGAGAAGACAAGGAGUCUGCGGAGAUAGAAUCCUACCUCGACAGCGCAGACUCCAGCUCCCCCCCAGCAGUUGUUGACCACCCUGGCGCGUCAGGUGCCGCAUCGGCCAUGGG